Messenger RNA from Symphalangus syndactylus (siamang), 2048 nucleotides. RefSeq names its product biorientation of chromosomes in cell division protein 1. NCBI's taxonomy places the organism in Eukaryota, Metazoa, Chordata, Mammalia, Primates, Hylobatidae. The record is from RefSeq and is a predicted model, not a curated record.
AAUGGCCUAAACACAGUGAUUAAGAGCGAACAGCAGAUCCAGACUGUGUGGGUUCAAAUCUCUGCUCUGCUACUUGAGGUGAACCUUGGGCAAGUUACUUCAUCUCUCCUGCCUCAGUUUCCUCAUCAGCAAAACUGUGAUCAUGAUAAUACCUCUCCCCUACAGGUAGCUUUGGGGAUUAAACAAGUUAAUAUUUGUAAAACAUCUGAUAUAGUUUCUAGCACAAAGUAAGCACUAUAUGCAAGUUCAUAAAACGAAUGAACAGUUAUAAGGUUAUAAGCCGUGGAGGGCAAUAUGGCAAUAUCUGUGUAUAUUAAAAACAAAUACAGACUUUGACCACUGAUCCUACUAGGAUUUAAUUCUUCAGGUAUCACCGAUCCUCGGUGCAGUGUCGUUUAGACGAGCAAAAUAUUCAGAACAACCUAGAUGUCUAUCGAUAGGGAACAUUUUACAGAUUAUUUAAUGGUACCCCUCUGUUUAUAUGCUGAUAAAAAGAAUGAGGCUAGGUACCACAGGGGGCCUUCGCCGCCGCCGCCCCCACCACCACCUCCGCCGCCAUCGCCACCGCCGCCGCCACCACCACCACCGUCACCUCCGCCGCUGCCUCCUUGGGGCCCUCCUCCUUCACCGCCCCCUUCGCCACCUCUACACAUUUUAGGCCUUCUGUCCUGGAAAAGAAGCUAUAGUCGGUCUCCCUUGUGGGCCCGGGGCGCAGCCAUGGCGGACGGCGGCGGCGGCGGGGGAACUGGCGCGGUGGGCGGCGGCGGAACGGGCCAGGCCUCUGCCGGGGCAGCGACUGGCGCUACUGGGACCAGCGGGGGCGGGGGCCCCAUCAACCCGGCCUCGCUGCCUCCCGGCAACCCGCAGCUCAUCGCUCUUAUCGUGGAGCAGCUCAAGAGCCAGGGCCUUUUUGACAGCUUCCGCCGGGACUGCCUGGCCGACGUGGACACCAAGCCAGCUUACCAAAACCUGAGGCAGAAAGUGGAUAAUUUUGUGUCAACACAUCUGGACAAGCAGGAAUGGAAUCCUACGAUGAACAAAAACCAAUUGCGAAAUGGUCUGAGGCAGAGUGUGGCUCAGUCAGGCACGUUGGAAGCUGGAGUAGACAGGAUUAUUUCUCAGGUGGUGGAUCCAAAACUUAACCACAUCUUCAGGCCACAAAUAGAACGAGCAAUUCAUGAGUUCCUGGCGGCCCAGAAAAAAGCAGCUGUGCCAGCACCCCCUCCAGAGCCCGAAGGCCAGGACCCUCCAGCUCCAUCUCAGGACACUUCCUAAGAAUAUGCCGGACACCUUUUGAAAGCUAAUUUUUGGUGAAGAAAUGGAUUCAGUUACGUAAGAGUGCAACUUCAGACUGAAGAUAGGCCAAGGUUGUCACUGAUCUCAAGAUUUCAACCUUGACCAUGGGCAGUGACCAGAUUAAAAGGGGAGCAAGUUCGGCAGUGGGAGAGUUGACCAUGUCACCCCCUGCAUUGUGCUGCCAUUUGGCCAGCCUGUCCGAGGGCAUGACACCAAGUAGACACUACAGAGAGAGAAACACUACAGCAACCCAGGGUUGUCCUGAAACAGACUUUUAUACUUGAACAUGGAGACUACGCAUGGACUUUAGGGUUUGUGCUGUGGGAUAAACGGAAGCUACAGUGAGAACAUAGCCAGUCCCAAAGACAAUUUCAAAGAACAAUGACAGUAAAGGUUAGCUGGGAGUUGUCUUUGACAGUGCUUAUUUGAUACUGUCUCUCAGAGUUUGCAGACCGGAUUGUACAAGUCAUUAGCGUCAGAUAGCUUUAAAGUUGUGACCUUCUUGUACAGGAAUCUUCUAGCCAGUUUCCUUUCCUUCGUAAUAAGUAACGAAACAUGAAAUCCUAGAAUGUGUGAGAAGUUCAGACAUUAGGCAUAAGGAAACUUGUUUGCAGGCUCUCUGUCCAGGGCUGCUUCCUGUCCUGGAGGGGCCAGUGAGUCUUAGGUAUGUUUAUUUUAUUCUCACAUUUGUGUUUUUUUAGAAAAGUGAAUGGUCAAUAAAUGGCUUAUCUUUCAUAAUAAAAAAAAAAAAA